This is a messenger RNA of Gigantopelta aegis, 1612 nucleotides long. RefSeq lists its product as uncharacterized. The record is from RefSeq and is a predicted model, not a curated record. The transcript is spliced from 2 exons. Bases 93 to 602 code for a protein of 169 amino acids. NCBI's taxonomy places the organism in Eukaryota, Metazoa, Mollusca, Gastropoda, Neomphalida, Peltospiridae.
UUAUCUUAUUAUUAUCUUCAGGUGUUGCUGUGGGUAUUUCGGUCACUGUUGUUGUGUUGGUUGUAGCUGGAACACUUCUGGCGGUGUUUUGGAUGAAAAGAUCAAAAAGAUUUUGUUUCGAAACGAAAUCAGACUCUGCAGCCUCUCGUGGUCGGUCUGAUGGUGAACGGGAAUCGGACUACGACCAGAUCAAAGAGACCUCAAACUAUGAGUUUGAAUCUGUACCCAAAGGAAAUGUUCCCAACGCACGCAGAUACUUGACCCUCGACACCAGUACGAAUGGAACGGCAACCACAGCCCACGUGACCACAUACGAAGAUGAUUACAACGUGCUGAGUCAUAACAGUCCUCCCCACAGCCCGGUGAAGUCCAACGCCGACGCCUACAGCCAUAUCAAUGUAAAGAAGAAAGGUCAAAAACGAUGUGACGUCACAGAUGGAGAUUACGACACAGCAGGGUUAAACGUCAUGUCUGCAUGUGACCCAACCUACAGCCACAUUAAUGGUGAGGUAGAAGGUGAUUACAGCACUGCAGGUGGGGAUUCCAGAGUCGAACCUGUUGCCAGUGAUGACUACAGCCAUAUCGGAGAAGGAUAUGUGUAGUUUGACUUUACUGCUGUCAAUGAUGACUAUAGCCAUAUUGGAGAAGGAUAUGUGUAGUUUGACUUUACUGCUGUCAGUGAUGACUACAGCCAUAUUGGAGAAGGGUAUGUGUAGGUUGACUUUACUGCUGUUAGUGAUGACUACAGCCAUAUCGGAGAAGGAUAUGUGUAGUUUGACUUUACUGCUGUCAAUGAUGACUAUAGCCAUAUUGGAGUAGAAUAUAUGUAGUUUGACUUUACUGCUACCGAUAAUGACUAUAGCCAUAUCGGAGUAGGAUAUAUGUAGUUUGACUUUACUGUUGCCAGUGAUGACUAUAGCCAUAUCGGAGAAGGAUAUGUGUAGUUUGACUUUACUGCUACCAAUAAUGAUUAUAUUCAUCUGGGGAAGGAUGUGUAGCCUGACUUUACUGCUGUCAGUGAUGACUACAGUCAUCUCGGAGAAGGAUAUGUGUAGUUUGACUGUACUGCUGUCAAUGAUGACUAUAGCCAUAUCGGAAAAGGAUAUGUGUAAUUUGACUUUACUGCUGUCAAUGAUGACUAUAGUCAUCUCGAAGAAGGAUAUGUGUAGUUUGACUUUACUGUUAUCAAUGGUGACUACAGCCAUCUCAGAGAAGCAUAUGUGUAGUUUGACUUUACUGCUGUCAAUGAUGACUAUAGUCAUCUCGAAGAAGGAUAUGUGUAGUUUGACUUUACUGUUAUCAAUGGUGACUACAGCUAUCUCAGAGAAGGAUGUGUGUAGUUUGAAUUUACUGUUAUCAAUGGUGACUACAGCUAUCUCAGAGAAGGAUAUGUGUUUUUCGACUUUACUAUUACCAAUGAUGACUAUAGCUAGUUAAGACUUUACUGCUGCAUGUACCCUCCCUAACAAAGAACUACACUGAUGAACUCCCUCAACAAACGGAUCGGGACGUAGCCCAGUGGUCUAGGAUCGAUCCCGUCGGUGGACCCAUUGGGCUAUGUCUCGUUCCAGCCAGUGCACCACGACUGGUAUAUCAAAUGCUAUCAUGUGCU